AUGGGCGGCAAUCCCAAUUCCAACUUCUAUCCUUCACUCUCAAAGAACGAUACCUUUCUCUCUCAGACAGUCUUCACCUUUGUAGGCAGUCUCGUGUCUCAAAACGCUCUUGCAAACGUCGACUCAGGCAUCUUGGGUCCCGUCCCAACACAUAACUUGACCUUUGCUACGAACACUACCUACGAAGGAGUAGUCUUCUUCAACUGGACCGCCAACUGUGAAGCCGCCACUGAAGUAAACUACACCUCUUACAAAGAUGACGGCAACACGGUUUACAACUUUACUCUUCCCGACGAUAGCAUCGAGAGCAUUGAGCUCUUAUCACAAGGUUCGCAGAGAAUUCGACUUUGGAGUAACGCGACGAAGCACGGCAGCGACAAGAUUCCAAUCUCAGGCACGACAUAUUUUCUAUCCGCUACAAAAUCGAUUCCGAACAUCAACGAGACCGCCCUUCGAAAUCGCGGUGACGAUAAAAGCCUGGUUCAGACCGAUGGCGGCGACUGGAUUUCCCGAACAAAGUGUACUCCCCGUCUGGAAUGGCUUGUCGGAUCGUGUACAUUCAAUGGCACAGUCAUGGCAUCUUGCUUCGCAAAAGCCGACUCCAAUAAGACAGCUCUCGACACGCAAGCACUAGACUCCCUAAGUGUAUAUAUGUCCGCCAUACCAUGGUACAUAAUCCGACAACAAAUUGGUAUUGUCGACGAUACUCUCGACACACUCUACACGAUCCCUACAUCGAAGGAUUUCGGUCAUUUCUUCGGCAACAUGGCGCACGCGAUUGUCUCUAUUACUACGGCGGGUUACUUUGUAUUUUGA
This is a messenger RNA of Fusarium graminearum PH-1, 816 nucleotides long. RefSeq lists its product as uncharacterized. The record is from RefSeq and is a predicted model, not a curated record. Lineage: Eukaryota; Fungi; Ascomycota; Sordariomycetes; Hypocreales; Nectriaceae. The coding region runs from base 1 to 816 and encodes 271 amino acids. The transcript is spliced from 2 exons.